AAACGAAGUUCGUCGCAUACAAAUGGCCUGUUUUCUUAAGUCCAUCAAUUUGUCGGUGUAUUUGGUGGCCUCCCGUAUAAUACUGUUCGCGUGUUUUAUCGCAUAUGUGUUAACCGGGAACCUAUUGACCGCAAAAACCGUGUUCGUCACAAUGACCCUGUUCAAUAGACUCAGGACCACUUUGACACUACUGUUCCCCAACGCCAUCGCCCAAUGCGCUGAACUCGCGGUGUCGUGCACUCGCAUCCAGACAUUCUUGGAAUUGGGGGAAAUGGAGCCUAAAACAUAUAACACUACAAGUGAUAGUCCUUUUGCGACCAUUAAAAACAUUUCAUUUAAUAUAAAUCCUGGAGAUCUAUUAGCGGUGAUUGGACCGGUAGGGUCGGGAAAGAGCUCACUACUCAUGUCUAUACUUAAUGAGCUACCGGUGCUCGAGGGGAGCAUACGAACGGUGGGCACCAUUAGCUAUGCCUCACAAGAGCCCUGGAGUUUCAAUAAUAGCAUCAGAAAUAACAUACUGUUUGGCAGUGCAUACGAUGAGCACCGAGCUCACUAC
Molecule: messenger RNA, 556 nt
Organism: Oppiella nova
Lineage: Eukaryota; Metazoa; Arthropoda; Arachnida; Sarcoptiformes; Oppiidae
Source: the annotation of a GenBank genome assembly